Molecule: messenger RNA, 10421 nt
Organism: Vespula vulgaris
Lineage: Eukaryota; Metazoa; Arthropoda; Insecta; Hymenoptera; Vespidae
Gene: vn
Product: protein vein
Exons: 5
Coding region: 1163-2617 (484 amino acids)
Biological process (GO): synapse organization; homophilic cell-cell adhesion
Cellular component (GO): neuronal cell body; axon; plasma membrane
Molecular function (GO): axon guidance receptor activity
Source: RefSeq, a predicted model, not a curated record
GGCCCGCUCAGUCUAAUUUGAACCGUCGCGCGCGCCCGACGCGGGGCCAACGACGAUCCCUUCUCCGCCGAGACGUGACACGAGGUCCUCGUGCACGCGACGACGCUGACGUCGAGCCGUCGCAGAAAAGAAAAGUCUACCGUCGGCAACCAUCGCUUCGCGAUAAUUCACUUAGAUCGCCGUCGUCGAUCCGUCGUCGUGCGCGUUUCGACUUUCUCCUCCUACUCCUUCUCCCCUUUCCAUCCCGUUCCCCUUUUUCUUCGCGAUCGCGAUCGACCCGACACUGCGAUCGAUUCCACGUAUUUCGUAAAGUGUCCCAUCUAUUCUUCUUUACCAUCUUUCCUUUUUUUUUUUCUUCCUUUCGCGUUCACCCGCGCGCGGAGACACGCAGAGAACGAGAUCUAGCGAGCAAGAGAGAGAGAGAGAGAGAGAGAGAGAGAGAGAGACAGAGAGAGAGAGAGAGACAGAGGGAAAGACAGAGACAUUUAGCCGUGGUGCGCGCGCGCGCGCGCGUGCGAUCACGGAUAGAUAGAGGGUGGGCCGCGCGGCGGAUCGCGCGACUUUCGAAGGACGAAAUAGCGAGAUGCGUCGCGAUGAUUCCGCGUCCUGAGCGGACACCCUCGACGCGAUUACUGACCAACACGAUCGUACUCAUCUCGCCCGAUCGGGACUGUCGUCUCUACCCGAGCCGAGAUCGUCUUCUCUCUCUCUCUCUCUUCUUUUAUCGUGCGCGCGAACUCGCGCGACGAUGAAGAGGACGAUACUAAACGCGACGAUUGCGAGGGUGACGAUGAUAAUGACGACGGCGACGACAAAGACGACUACGACGAAGACGACGACGACGACGACGACGACGACGAAGAUGAGACUACCGCUAAUCUCUUCGGUGGACGCGUCGACGUCUUGUUAUUGCUUCUAUCGGUGGUACAACGCGUCGUGAACGAUCGUACGAGACGUUUCCGAUACUUUCGAAGAAAAGAGAUUUUAACGGAGAGAAAGAGAGAGAAAGAGAGAGGGAGAGAGAGAGAGAGAGAGAGAGAGAGAAAGAACAGAGAGAGGAAGACGGAGGGUAACGCGACGGGGUGGUUCCUCUCUCUCUUCGGGGUGACCGAGGCUUAGAACACCUCACCACCCCCGAGAAGAUCGUCAAGCAGCUCGGACGAUGUGGGCGUCUCUGCUUUUGGCCGGAUUCUUAAGCGGCUGGUGGGGCGCGUUCGCGUUAGCUGCGGCACCCCCCGCCAAUCGGAACACCCUCGAGGAAAGCGCGAAGCAUCGCGAAGCUUCAAGGACGACAGCCCUCGACACGGCGCUACAGCCCAUUUUGCAUCCCCAAACGAAUUCGCGAAUCGACGUGAGUCCGUUGACGCGACGACCAAGACACUCGUCCUCGCAAGAAGCGUCUCCUCGAGAGAUUUCCUCGAAAGCCGCCGCAGAAGCCGCCACAGCCUAUUAUCCCUAUCGUGAGGAAGUACCGACCGCCAACGACGGCCGGUUCUCGCGGUCGACCAAGCAACGUGGAAAGAAUCGCGGAAGGGCGGACUCUCCGCGCGAGCAAAGACGCGGAUGCAAGAUCAAGGGUACCUGUCGAGGUCAAAAUUGGUGUCCCGAUAUGGACGUCGGUAAUAGAGCCUAUUUGGCACCCACGGUCUUCGAGGGAAAGGCCAGAAGCAUGUCCUCGGUUAGAAAGCCUGGAUCAAACUAUGCCGUAACCUUCGAGGUAAAGCACGUUUAUAAGAGUCAACCAGGCUUUCCACCGCUACAGAAAAACGACAGCGUCAGGCUACACUUUCGCGACAAGUCCGCGCCCGGUAAAUCGACCGUAUGCGGAUACGAGGGCUACGACAACAAUGCCGCCGGCAAACAGCAACAACGAGGAGGUGGAGGAGGUGGAGGUGGAGGAGGAGGAGCAGGAGGAGAUCAGAGUGGUGUGGUGCGCGCCAAUAUUAAGCGGGGUAAAGUGUAUCUAGUGUUUGUGAAUCGGGUUGGACCCAGAAACUUCACGAUCCUCGGUGAGCCGGUGAUUCGCAGCAAGAAGAACGAACAGGCGGUCCAGGCCGUCGUUCGACCGGACUACGUGCGAGAAGUUACGUUGUCCGAACUCAGGGACUCAAUAGCGAGGUUACGAGACAGAGUAAAGCUAGUAUGCAGAACGAGGGGAUCGCCGCCCCCAAGAGUGCAUUGGCUCAAAGACGGCAUACCACUACACCCAAGAAGAGGACUCAAAAUCCAACACAAAAGGCGGAGAUCGAAAAUCGUGAUAUCCUCCGCGAAGCCCGAAGACAGCGGCAGAUACGAGUGCAUUGCCGAGAGUACUUCAGGUCACCGGGCCUCCCUUGCGGCCCAACUUCUAGUCGCACACGAUACCAGAAUUCCGGAGACAACGACAGCGGCAUGGCCGAGGCAGGAGCAGCCCUGUCCAAUAGCAGGAGACUUUUGCAUGAACGGUGGUACCUGCCUAUUUUUUGAGACUGUCGGUGAACCAGCAUGCAGAUGCGCGGAAGGCUUCACGGGUCUACGGUGCGAGACGAAGGACGUCAUCAGCACCGGAAGUGUGUACAAUCGUCGUAGGGCGCCCUUUUCCUGCAAACUGGGACUCUCGACCUCGUACUACUGCUAGCGAUAAUCGCGCGGGGCCCUUCGAAUGAGUAGACCCUUUUCGACCCAUACGAAGCACGCUCGGUCUAGUCGGUCGUCGGACAAAACACGAAAGUCCGCGAAAAAAAAGAGUCGUGAGAGGGCCAACGCGCGACCAAAGAGAAUGACGGAUCAGGGAAACGAAGAUAAAGAGAAAAAGGGAGAUAGAGAUAGAGAGAUAGAUAGAUAGAGAGGGAAAGAGAGAGAGAGAGAGAGAGAGAGAGAGAGAGAGACAGGGGAUCAGUUUAAAAAAAUAUACGUUGCUAUACGAAAAUAUGAGCGAACGACCCUACGAUACGAUGAAAUCUAAAAGUGGGGAGGGCUAAAAGAGGGAGAAAAAGGGAGAGAGAGAGAGAGAGAGAGAGAGAGAGAGAGAGAGAGAGAGAGAGAAAGGGAGAGAAUGAAAGAGAGAAAGAGAGAGAGAGAGAGAAUCACGUAGAUUAAACACGAAUUUAGGUAGCAUUUGAUCUCGGAUAGUCCAUCGAAAAAAGAAAAAAAUAAAUAAAUAAAUAAAACACUUUUUACGAGGACACGAUUUCCCAAAACUAACUAAAUAUGCUUACCAUCAUUCGUAUUUUCUUUUUCUACUUCUUCUUCAUCUUCUUCUUCUUCUUCUUCUUCUUAACUAUACUUCUCUUAAACUACUUUUGUGACUUUUCUUUUCUAGAAAAAUCUCGCGUCACGAAACGAGCCUCGCGCUUCCGUAGAAAUUUUAUUUGGGAAACAGAGAGAAAGAAAGAAAGAAAGAAAGAGAGAGAGAGAGAGAGAGAGAGAGAGAGAGAGAGAGAGAGAGAGAGAACGUAUAUGCAUAUAUAUGCAUACGUGUGUCUGCUGAGUGUGUGUAUGUGUGCGAGAAUGUGUAUGCGUUUGUAUGUAUGCGUGUUAAGUAAUAUGUAUAUCCCGUGCGAGAGAAAAAAAAGAAAAAAGAAAAGAAAGAAAAAAAGAAAAAUAAAAAGAAAGAAGGCGAAGACGUAGCGGGUCUUCGACGCUCCUGACCCUUCCUCGAGUUCCAAGCUCGACGGACGAAAGGGUUGAAACAUAAUGCGACUUUCGUAAUCUAUAAGUGUCACUCGUUCUCAAAAACCCUCGCGAGUCGCCCGUAAAGAAAAAGGAAGAGAAAGAGGGAGAGAGAGAGACAGAGAGAUGGAAAAGGGUGGAAGGGAGAAGAGAGAAGAGAAAAAAAAAGAAAAAUAUAAGAAAGAAAAAAAUGAAAGAGAGGACGAAGUAAAAAAGAAAAAAAAAGAGAAAGAAAGAAAGGGCGCUCGAAGGCCGCGCUUCUCAAAGUCUCCACGGAGAACAAUACCAAAGAGCUCAAGGGUCUCGAUCAAGGACGUCGCGAGUGCGGAUAAAUUGCUCCGAAUCUAAAUCGAUAUAGGAAGAGUUCCUCCCUCGAAAAAGACGGCCUAGUUCAACGUUAGAAAAAAAAAGAGAAAUAGGAAAAGAGAGAGAGAGAGAGAGAAAGAGAGAAUGAAAGAGAGGGAGAGAAAGAGAGAGAGAGAGAGAGAGAGAGAGAGAGAGAGAGAGAGAGAGAGAGAGAGAGAGAGAGAGAAAAAGAGUGAAAGAAAGAGAGAGAAAGAGAAAAAAAAGAGAGAGAGGUAAAACUGAUAGAAAAGAGAAGAAAAGAAAAUCCUUUCGUACCUUCCCGAUCUGCGGUUACUUUUUUAGAAUCCUCUUUGUCCUCUUGUCCCCGUUGUCCUCUCCAGUUUAUUCUUCGUCGUUAUAUCGGUAAGACGAGAAAAAAUUUUUGCGAAAAAAAAAAGAAAUAAAAAAUGUAAAGGACGCUGAAAAAUAAUAGAAGAAGCGUCGUCGAAUACGCGAAAAUUGAAAUUGGAGUCGGUACGACGGGAACGACAGCGACGAGGAGAGAAUUCAUUCUCGUACAAUGGUAUACGCCGAAGAAAUGAAAUCUUUGUCGAAUGGGCGAUGGUAACAUUCAUCGUGCCUUUAAUAUACUGAUAUUUUCGCGUGCGGUUAAGUCUGACGUUAUACAAAAAUUCAAUUUCAAAUCUCUUAGCACGGUGACGGUCGGUACGUCUUUCCAAGCUAUCCAUUCUCUUUUCGAAGAAAAAAAAAAAAAAAAAGAAACAAAAACAAAACCGUCGAGAUGAGACAGGAUUGUCCUGAGACGAAAAAGGUGAAUAGGGGGAGGAUGAUCUAUAUUCAAAAAGAAUCGGGAAAAAAAAAGAAAUAAAAAAUAUAAACGGAAGAAAAAUAGAAAGAAAGAAAGAAAGAAAAGGAAAAAGAAAUGGACGAACGAGAGACACAGACGUUUUGAAAAUUUUGCCUCGAGAAGAUCGUCGUCGUACUUGCGAAUCUUUUUCAAGUAAACUAAUAUACAUCGGACUCGCUCGUCAAAAUUUCUCAACAAAUCCCUCCGUACCCUAUUACCUUAAAUUUCUAACGGCGCAUCAUCGAUCUUCUCGUAAAAUUCCUACGUCGCGUCUUCCUUAACCUGUUAACGCCACGUUUAACGAGUAUACUCGUCAUGAAGGGAUAACAAUUUUUUAUGUUAUGACGCGUAUAUACAAAAAAAAAUUGCCAACUCUUUACGACGAGUAUUUAUUAUCUCGUUGUUUUGUUGUUUCGAUAUAUAUAUAUAUAUAUAUAUAUAUAUAUAUAUAUAUAUUUGAAAUAUCGUAAAUUUACGAAUAAUUCGUGAAAUUUUAACUCGAGCAUCAAAAUGAAUAAUUUCUCUUUUCGUGUGACGAGUAUACCCGUCAUUCAACCUCGCAAAAAAAACAGGAAAAAAUUACCAUUUCCUCGUGACGUGUAUAUUCGUCAAAUACAAUUUGAUAGAUUGAAUUUAGUUAAUAAUAUCAAUGAAUUUGACCAAUAAUAUUAUUGAUUUUUCCUAAAAAUCAACUGCCAUUUCGUUUUUGGAGAAGUUUCAUAUGCUCCAUGUUUGAUGAGUACAUUCAUCGUCUCUUAAUUUUUGGUACACAACGUAGAUAUACAUUUUUAAAACAGAUCUACACAGUUAACAGGUUAAGUGUCAAGGGAGGAAACGAAGCGAAUAGGGUAGAGAAAAAGAGAGAAAGAGAGAGAGAGAGAGAGAGAGAGAGAGAGAAUGAGAGAGAGAGAGAGAGAAUGAGAGUGAGAGAGAGAGAGAAAAAGAGAGAGAAAUUAAAAGAGAGAGAGAGAGAGAGAGAAAAAGAAAGAGAGAAAGACGGCGCGCUGUACUCCAGCAGUCUCGGGACCCUAUUUAUGUUUUAUAUAUUAUAUUAUAUAUAUUAUAUAUAUAAAUAUGUGUAUAAACAUUUUUAAUUUAUUUAUUUAAUUCAUUAAUUUUAUUGAUUUACUAUUAAACGUCAUCUCCACCUCGGCAAACGCCUUUGUUCUUCAUAUCUUACGUUCUCCUUCAUAGCAUUUACGUUCUUUUUAUUCUAUUUUCGAUUUUGUUUCAUUCUUCUUGCUCGUUUCUACGAGUGUACGGAAAGAAAAAAAAAAAGAAAAGAAAAAAGAAAAAGGUAGGUACAAUUUUUGUUUUGAUUAUUAUUAUUAGUAUUGUUAUUUCCUUUCUUUUUCCUUUCAUUUUCCUUUCAUUUCAUAAUAAUUUUCUUAAUCGUUAAUUAUCAUUUUAUCGAAAAAUUUGCCUCCCGAAUUAUAUAUUAUAUAUCAUAUAAUAUCGAAUAUCCCACAAUUAACAAACUAAAGUAAAUUAACAUGCGCUUUUCAACGAAUGUAAAGAUAAACAAAAUACGUAUCGCUAUUGGGCUGAUUACGAAGGUUUUACUAUACGUACUUCGUUAUUUAAUGAUAAACAAAUUUUUAAAAGAAACCAUCUACUUUACUUUGUGCGACAGAAGGUGGGAUAGAUCGAAGAGAAAAAUUUAUAAAGAAAGUAAAAAUAUCUAUACUUUCAUACAUACAUAUAUAUAUAUAUAUAUGCAUAUGAAAUGUAUAUAAAUAUGUAUACAUAAAAAUAUACAUAUACUGCGGUGACGAGGUAAGAUGCAAAGCAAACGUCUACUUCGUCGAUGGGCAUAUAUCUAUAUACGAUGGAAGAAGAAAAAUUUCUCGAACGAUAUCAGGAAACGCUCUCCCGACAUAUCAAUUUUCGCAUUUUAGAGGAUGACGACCAAAAGCGACGGUAACGUCAAAGAAACGCAAUACGUGUGCGUUUCCCGUGCCUACGAGAAGAAACCGAGCGACGUUGUCUCUCGACAGUAUCUUAUUGCAUUCCGCGCGUGUCGUUUUAAAACACACAAGCUCACCACUUACAUCCUAAAGGGAAUAGCUUUCUCCAUGCUCGAAGAUAUUUUUCACUACCGUUUUAAACAAAAAAAAAAAAGAAGAAAGAAAAAAUAAAAAAAAAACUAACGAAGAAAAGAAAAGGAAGGGAAAAAGAAAAGGAACACGAGGAAAGAGUCGAGGUAUGAGAAGAUCAUAACUUUUAUGUAAACUCAACGAAAAACGUAUAUUUCUAUAUUGUCAAAGAGUUUUUAUAAGUACGAGUACGAGAGAAAGGAGAAAGAAAGCGAGCUAGAGAAGAAAUAAAGGAAAGAGAAACGUGAAAAUAGAUGAGAAUAGGAUAGAAAAAAUGAGAGAAGAGUAAGGGAACCAAAAACCGAAAAAGCAUAGAAAAGGGGAAUUCGCGAAAAGCACCCUUGAAUUUCUCGCUCGGCAAACGCGUACUCUGGGAUGUUCCUCGUAAAAAGCUCUCCUCGGUACCUACUCCAUAAACCUCGAAGCACCGGUACAUUCAUUCUAGUAACCGCUUCUCUUAAUCGAACUCCCUACCGCCUCUGGCGGAGUAGCUUUUCUCGAGAUUGCGGCUCGCCUGGAAAACUUUCUCGAGAAAGUCCACGAGAAAUUCGAAUUCGAUUCGAAAAUGCGCGCUUUUACCUUACGAUCUUUCCUUAGGACACGCGGAAAGUUUAUUUGAAAUCUUUUGUAUCUGACAAACAUUUCCUUUCUAUUCAAAGAGAGAGAGAGAGAGAGAGAGAGAAUGACAAAGUCCCAUCGAAAAGGAGAUGCAACGUCGUACUUCUUCGAUAUCAUGACAAAAACUACCUACUUCCCAUUAAUCGUCUCGGUAAUUAUCGAAAAGAGAUCAAUCACUCGUACAUUUUUCAUGAUCGCGAAUUAAAAAAAAAAGAAAAUGGAAAAAGAGAGGAAAAAAAGAAAAUAACGAAUGGAUAAUCCCAGAGAGAUCGAAGCUAUAAGUACGUUAAGAUCUUGCUUAGGAAGGAAGGAAGGAAGGAAGGAAGGAAGGAAGGAAGAAGAUGAAGAAGAGGAAGGAGGAGGAAGCGGAAAAGGAGAAGGAGACGGAGGAAGAAACGUACAUGAGGGCAUCGUUAGCUUUUACGGUAGACGGUACGAUCGAAUCGCAAUUACCCGCGUCAUCCUAUUCUAAGAUUUUCACGAUCGAUUAUAAAAUUUUAUUACCGAUAAAACGAUCGAAUCGCUGCUAUCGAAAUUCUUUAUCGUAUAUAUUAUCAACGAUUAAAUAUUAUUCUCCAACAUCCAAUACUUCUUCCUUCCUUCCUUCCUUCCUUCCUUCCUUCCUUCCUUCUUCCUUCCCUUCUUCCUUCCGUCGCGUAGAAUCAAGAAUACGUGUUACCUUAAUCCAUCUAAUAUUAUUAUUAUCACGGAAUACCGUGGUCACCGAUCGUCAUCCCUUAGCAAUGGAAUACGUGACUUUGAAUUCAAACGUCCAGCGAUCACAGCGAAAUUCUGACGUCUCUACGUGAGCCGGCAUUUCCUCUAACGCCGUACCUACUACUAUUAUAGUAUACUAUAGUAUACUUGCUAUAAUCUGGAUUAUUAACAGGAGAGACAAAGCGAAGCAACAGGAUCUAUCGCAUUUCGUCGAGAGCAAUAUACAAUAACAAAAAUACACAAUUUUAAUAUUACUAUCAGUGAGAAUUACGAAAAAACAUUUUACGUAAUAAUAAUGAUAAAGCACGAGAUACAAUUAACCCGUAUUGUAUCGAAUUUCGAUUGGAACUACCGAUUUUUAUCGAUGAACGAAGUCUUCUUCUGGUAUUUCAAUCGGACUCGACCGGAUCAAUCGAUCGAUCGAUCAAAUCAUCCCGGAAUGAGAAAUAAACGAUCAAAUCCAGGACUUAUCGGAAUAAAAGGAAUAAAAAGAGUAACUAUUACCCUGUAUCUCUGAUAUAUGUGUAUGCGUGCGUGCAUGCAUAUACAUACGUGUAUGUGUGUGCCUACGCGCGCGAGUCUAUGUGUGUAAAAAAAAAAAAAAGAGAGGAAGAUCGAAUAAUCGGGAAUACAAAAGCCAAACCCAGAAGUUACAUCGUCGCGCAUACGCGUUUUGUUUCGCUCGUUACGUAAACCGAAAUCACGGAACGGUAACGACGAGUACGACUGCAUAAAUACGAGAAUCGUUUCACAAGAGAGAGAAAGAGAUAGAGAUAGAGAAACAGAUAGAUAGAAAGAGAGAGAGAGAGAGAGAGAGAGAGAGAGAGAGAGAGAGAGAGAAAGAGGGAUGUCGACUAAUCAAUUGCGUUCGAAUCACAGAGAAUUUUCAAUGCGCUCAAACUCGAACGUGUCUCUUCGCCCCGUUGUAAUAGUAAACGCGGGAUAGAAACGAUAGAGAAAGCUAUGAUCGAGAAAGUAUUGUCCCGAGAAAAUCGGUAAAAGAGAAUCGAUCGUUUCAACCAUGGCUGUUGUUCCGUUCUAUUCUGUUCUAUUCACCUAGCCUACCUAUCUGCCCUCUUUCUCUCUCCCUGCUCUUUCUCCUUCUCCUCCUCUCCUCUUCAACCCCGUUCAACCACUCCCUCCCAUCUCCUUUCGUGGUUUACCCUCCCGUGUGCAUAAUCGAAAUUUAACGUUAUCCGAUGGGCUCACGAAUCGUCGAUUAAGAGCCACACGUUAAACGCUUCGACGGCACUCGAACUAAACGAGCAUAUCGUGGGUUUAAACGUUGUGAAUAGAGAAGAGAGGAGAAAGAAAGAAAGAGAGAGAGAGAGAGAGUAAGGAGAGAAAGAGAAGAGAAGAAAAAGAGGAGGGGGGAAUGAUAGAAGCGAGAGAGUAAUACGGCUAGAAUAAUUUUCUCUUUCGCAUGUUGCUCACGCCCGACGAUGCUUGAUCGAGAGUGCCGUCGAUAACUCGAACAAAUAAGAUAAUUGGCUGUUUUUCACGCGAAAUGAAAGCUGUCCUUUGGAUAAAAUAGCUAGAUCCAUUUUUCUUUUUAUCCAUCAUUCUUUCUACUACUAUCUUCCGCAGUUUUUCCAAACUCUCUUUAUAUCUCUCUCUUUCUGUCUCUCUCUUUCUCUCUUUUUCUCUCUCUGUCUAUUUAUCUAUCUAUCUAUCUAUCUAUCUAUCUAUCUAUUUAUCUCUUUCUCUCUCGAUAUCGUUUCCACGCGAGAUUUUACUCUUGCCGAUGAAAAAAUAAAGUCCACUGGUAAGGGUUUACGAAUGCUACCGAUUGUAACCGAUUAUUUCGAAUCGACACUACGGAUCAAUUUCCCACGAUAAUAUUUCCUCUUUCUUUCUAUCUCUCUCUUUCACUUGCUCUCCUUGAGUUCUAAAGAGAAAAACGAUCGAUAGGAUUUUUAUGACUCGUAUCAUGCGUACCCAAUGAAAAAAAAAUCGAUCAACGAUCGGUCAACUAAACCGAACGUACAUACAUCGUUCGCAUCGAUAAACGAAAAAGGAAACUCUGAAUAAAUUAAUCUCUUAAAAUAACAUCCGUCCUACCCGGCAGAUCCCAAUGUAUUUUUUAUUUUUCGAAAAUAAUCGAUGAAUUAAAAAUAUAUGUGGGAAAAAUCUUUACUGUGAGAUUGUAUACGAUAAUGAAUAAAAUCUUUCGCGAUUCUAUCAUU